Molecule: messenger RNA, 3050 nt
Organism: Oryza brachyantha (malo sina)
Lineage: Eukaryota; Viridiplantae; Streptophyta; Magnoliopsida; Poales; Poaceae
Product: cyclic nucleotide-gated ion channel 17-like
Exons: 7
Coding region: 480-2555 (691 amino acids)
Biological process (GO): potassium ion transport; transmembrane transport
Cellular component (GO): membrane
Molecular function (GO): voltage-gated potassium channel activity
Source: RefSeq, a predicted model, not a curated record
CCCUGUAGGUAUUUUCCCGGUCAGAUAGUUCAUUUCGGAUCAGAAAAAAAAAAGCAGCCUUUUUCUCUCAUAUUCUUCUUCCUCCCCCGACGACCACCUACAAGCCUCCUUCUCCCCCCUUCUGAUCGCCAAAAAAGAGAGAACAAAAGAAAAAAAAUCUAAUCACCACUGGCUUACCAUUAACCCCAGUAACAAGUGCACCACUAACCCCAAAGCCAUCGAUUAGCUGCGACUAAUAAAGUAAUUAAGCCCAAGCCAAGAGCAUCCACGCCACGGGCAGUUUCUGCUUGUUCAGGUUCCACCUCGCCGCCGCCUCCUCCCCCGGAAACAUCUCCGGCGGCCCUACGAUUCCGACCUCUGCGCUGACCGCCCUCCUCCCGCCGAUGCGCAAAAGAUCGGUCUUUGUCCGCCCCGCCGCCAGAUUCGGCCGGUGAAGCCACGAGGUGGUUGCGGAGCUCUUGGUUGCUGUAGCUGAUGCCAUGGUUGGACCGAGGAACGUGGACGACGAGAUGGCGCUCAAGAGGCAGAGAACCGUGAGGUUCUAUGAUGAGAAGGCAAAACCAACUAUACCAACUCACCAGAAACAGGCAGGAUUUGCUGCUAGUAAACUUGGCGUAGCAAGCUCAGGAAAGAACAAGAUUUUUAUGCCAGGAGAUGAGCUGUGGCACAACAAGAUUUUGGAUCCGUCAAGUGAUUUCAUCUUGACAUGGAACCGCAUUUUCCUUUUUUCGUGCUUCGUUGCUCUAUUUAUAGACCCUCUAUAUUUCUAUGUGCCAAAAGUCACCUAUGGCACCUCCUAUUCGUGUAUUGGGACAGACAGGCAUUUAGCCAUCACUGUUACUUUCUUCCGAUCAAUUGCCGAUUUACUAUAUUUCAUUCACAUUAUACUAAAGUUUAGAACGGCGUAUAUGAAUCCAAACUCAACCAUGAGGGUAUUUGGAAGAGGAGACCUUGUCACGGAUCCAAAGGAAAUUGCUUGGCAAUAUUUGAGAUCUGACUUUGUAAUUGAUGCAGUGGCUGCAUUGCCUUUACCACAGAUCUUAGUCUGGUUUGUUAUACCGGCUAUUAAGUAUUCCACUGCAGAGCAUAACAACAAUAUUCUGGUGCUGAUAGUUCUUGCUCAGUAUCUUCCGAGAUUAUACCUCAUAUUCCCUUUGACUUAUGAAAUUGUCAAAACUACUGGAGUUGUCGCGAAGACCGCUUGGCAAGGGGCUGCAUACAAUAUGUUGCUUUACAUGAUAGCCAGUCAUGUAGUAGGUGCACUGUGGUAUUUGCUAUCUGUUGAUCGCCAAACAGCCUGCUGGAAGAGCAAUUGCAAGCAUGAAAAUGGUUGUAAUAUUAAAUUUCUAGAUUGUGAUGUGAUACCAGAUCAAACCUGGGCGAGCAGAACUGCUGUCUUCAAUAAUUGUGAUGCUACUGUCAAUUCACCCCCUUUUGACUAUGGGAUGUUUCAGCCUGCAUUAUCUAAUCAAGCCCCAGGUCAAAGUUUCUUGAUGAAGUAUUUCUAUUCCCUUUGGUGGGGUUUGCAGAAUCUGAGUUGCUAUGGCCAGACUAUUACUGUGAGUACCUAUAUUGGUGAGACACUAUAUUGUAUAUUCUUGGCAGUACUUGGACUAGUCUUGUUUGCACAUUUGAUUGGAAAUGUACAGACCUACUUGCAAUCUAUCACUGUGAGGGUUGAGGAGUGGAGAUUAAAACAAAGAGAUACAGAGGAGUGGAUGAGGCAUCGUCAACUUCCUAAUAAACUACGGGAAAGGGUGAAACGAUUUAUCCAGUAUAAGUGGCUCGCGACACGAGGUGUGAAUGAAGAGUCUAUAUUGCAGGCGCUUCCUGCAGAUCUUCGUCGUGACAUUAAACGUCACCUUUGCUUGGGUCUUGUUCGACGGGUUCCCUUUUUCUCCCAGAUGGAUCGUCAACUUCUGGAUGCCAUCUGUGAGCGUCUUGUAUCAUCAUUGUGCACAGAGGGCACAUACAUUGUUCGUGAGGGUGACCCAGUGACUGAGAUGCUCUUCAUCAUUCGCGGGAAGCUCGAAAGCUCCACGACAAACGGUGGGCGCACCGGCUUCUUCAACUCAACCACCCUGAAAUCUGGUGAUUUCUGUGGUGAGGAACUGCUUGGAUGGGCUCUUGUCCCCAAACCUACCGUGAAUUUGCCAUCAUCCACCCGGACAGUGAAGGCACUCAUAGAAGUGGAGGCCUUUGCUCUCCAAGCUGAGGAUCUCAGGUUCGUUGCCAGCCAAUUCAGGCGUCUGCACAGCAAAAGAUUGCAACACACUUUCCGGUACUACUCGCACCACUGGAGAACCUGGGCGUCAUGCUUCAUCCAAGCUGCUUGGCGUCGACACAGGAGGAGGAAGAUGGCAAGAGAUCUGAGCGUGAUGGAGUCGUUCUCCUCCAUGAGAUCAGAUUAUUCAAACAGUGAAGACGAGUAUCCACCUAAGCAGAACCUCGCUCUGAAAAUCUUGGCUGGGAGUAGGAACCCUCAGAACAUGAAAGAGUUGCCAAAGCUUAAGAAGCCAGAUGAACCGGAUUUCUCAGAUGAACCUUAUGAGUAGGUAUAAAAUGUAGCGUCCAUUGCUUCUGCUAACUCUGCUGCUGCUGCCAGUUAAUUAGCCUUCUAUCAUGCAUGGAGGCAGUUGAAAGCGUACCUACAUUUUGAUUUUGGAUUGACUGCACCGAUUGUCCAAUUGCUGAUGAGAGGAAGCUCGUUAGCUUGGAAGCUCAAAACAUGGUGAAGCACCUAACUCAUGGAGGGAUUCAGGAUGAAUGAUUUACCUUGACUAGAUAGAUGUUUAGGCGUUGGCAACCUGUACAUCCAGAUAAUACGUCUGUGCUUGUAACAUUCUUGAAAACUCAGAACGAGCCUUUACAUUCUGACUGCACAGGAAAAAGCAUACUGUUGACUGAAAGAUCUGACGACGAGGCCGUUUUUUUCUGUAUUUAUUUUUUUGGAGUCUGUAAAGCGUUAGUGCGGCUAUUUUGCUCUCACUGAUAGACAUUUCUUUGUAACAUUUUUGUGGCCCUGAAGGGCAGUUUAACAUCAGGUUAAG